AUGAAGCGAAUACUCAUAAUGUUUACUUUAAUUGUUCUAAUACAAUACAGUGAGGGCCGGUAUACUGACUGGCUACCAAACAGUCUUGUUGAUACAUUCACAAAUAGAACGGCUCGUAUUACCAAUUACGUGCGCUCAAAAGGAGCUCGUCUUAAACAAUUUUACGUCGAUAAUGUGCGUAAUAAGAUAACCUCUUAUUUCGGCAUGAGAAAUAAACCAGAACCUGAACAAGUGCUAGAAGAUCGUCAAGUAAGGAUGAGAAGGAAGUUCGAAGGAUACGUUGAUAGUGCACAGGCUAACGGACAAAAUAUAUUUGAUGUUAUCGCUCCCGAUGUACUGGAAUUCGCGUGUAAUGAUAAGGACCCUAGUAUCCAAAUGACAACUCCUCAAUUGAUAGCGUUACACGGAUACGUUUCUGAAUCACACACUAUCGUGACAGAAGACGGUUACAUUCUCACAGUUCACAGGAUACCGUAUUCACGGAUCAGUAAAAGCCGUACUAUUCCUCGAAAAACGGUACUUUUGCAUCAUGGUAUUCUCGGCAGUUCAGCUGAUUGGGUCAUGUCAGGUACAGAAAAAGGUCUUGCAUAUAUAUUAUCAAAUGCUGGUUACGACGUGUGGUUGGCAAACGUUCGAGGGAAUACGUAUUCCAGAGCGCAUGUAACUAUUAACCCAGACACCUUCAAAUUUUGGAAUUUCACCUUCCAUGAAGUAAGCCAGUAUGACCUACCAGCAGUUAUUGACUAUAUAAUGGAAACAAAAGGAUGGGAUGUUAAAAUCAACUAUAUUGGACAUUCAAUGGGCACGACAAUUUUGUUCGCUUUACUUUCCACGAAAACUCAAUAUAACAAAGUUUUAAGAGCAGGCUUUGCUCUAGCGCCUGUAGCCUUUAUGAGCGAUAUUAAAAGCCCUAUUCGACUUCUUGCAAAAUUUAGUAACAAUUUAGAAUAUAUACUAAAACUUCUUGGCGUUAAUGAAUUUUUACCCCAAAAUGCUGUCUUAAGGUGGUUGUCAAAGCAUGCGUGUGAAGUUAACCACUACGAGGAAGCAAUAUGUGAAAAUUCAAUGUUUAUAUUGUGUGGAUUUGAUGCAAAACAGUUUAAUCGAAGCUUGCUGCCUAUAAUACUAGGUCAUGUGCCUGCUGGAGCUUCUACUAGGACCUUAGUGCAUUACGCUCAAGAGAUUCGUAAUGGUGGACGGUUCCAGCAAUUUGAUUACGGCCCUGAAGAAAAUGUUAAAAUAUACGGAACUACUGCUCCCCCAGAGUAUCCUUUACAUAAAAUAACUUUGCCAAUAGCUUUAUUUGGAGCGGAAAACGAUUGGUUAGCAAGUGAUGUCGAUGUGACAAGUUUAUAUGUGCAGCUCUCAAACCCAAUAGAACAUUAUAUCGUGCCGUUUAAAGAAUUCAAUCACAUAGACUUUCUAUGGGGGACUGAUGCACCGAAGUUAGUUUAUGCGAAAUUGUUACAAUUAUUAGAAGAGGGGCUCUCACAAUCUGUGUAUAAUACGAACAUAGAUAAAGAAAAUUAUAAAGGUGUAGAUUUAUUAUCAUUCAACGUGGAACGUAAUAUGGAUGUACAUAAUAUUUUA
This is a messenger RNA of Brenthis ino (lesser marbled fritillary), 1590 nucleotides long. The record is from the annotation of a GenBank genome assembly. Lineage: Eukaryota; Metazoa; Arthropoda; Insecta; Lepidoptera; Nymphalidae.